UGUCACCGUGCAUUGCAUAAGCCACUCGUGUCCUGCAAUGUCAUCAAAUAAAAGCAUGUUUUCGUCUCUUCAGGGAGCAUCUGGACAUCUGAUAGCCGAGAUUUAAGGAAAAAAUAUGUGAAAUUUAGCAAACUAGUUAAGCAUAUUUUCGAUUGUUGAAUUGGUGAAAAUUCUGAAAUGAACUUUCCAUAGUUCAACUAAACAUCUGAUGUCAACAAGUUCACAGCUGGUUCUAAUGGCAUUUCAAUUUGUUGACUGACCAUGUUAUAUCAUAUCAUAUAUGAGACACAUGCUAUCAACAUUCUAUGUAACUUCUUUAGAAUACUGGAGCACAUGUUGGCUUACAGAAAUACUUCUCCUCGUCUUCCAGUUAGACUUCAUUACCUCAGUGUUCUCAAAAUACAUUGUACAUUUAUUUAAAUGUAUUCUUUUACAUGUAUGUGUUUACCGCUGAUUCAUGUAUGUGCACUGCAGCAAGACAAUUGAAUACAUCAAGUGGUUUGAUUGUGAUUUGUUUGUAGUUUAACUUUUGCAGGUAAUUGCAUCAAUUAAUGUUCAGCGUAUGACACCAAGCAAUAUGUUGUGCUCAUUGUUUGGAAGGUGCAACAUGAAAAACACAAGUGUGUUAUAUAGAAACUCAAAAUGUUAUUUUGUUGUUCAUUCAUUUCUGAGGAGGACCCAGCCAAAACAAUGCUUUUCGGUAGUGUCAAAGAGAUUUUUCUCAGUGUCUCAUGUGAAAUUUCCAAAAAAUGGCACAAAUGGUAAAACCAGUAACAUUGUCAAAAAAAACACAUCAGUGCCGAAAGCUUCCGAACUGCGAAGACUUAUGAAAGCUGCACAUCCGGAGCGAUGGAAAAUUGCUGGUGCUGUCUGUCUUCUAGUCAUUUCCAGUUCUGUCAGCUUGGCUGUCCCGUUUUACAUGGGGAAGAUUAUAGACAUCAUUAAUGAGUCAGCCCAUGACGGCACCCUCAUGGAGAAACUGACAACCAUCUGCUCAUAUCUCCUGGUUGUGUUCGCUGUGGGUGCCCUUGCUAACUUUGGACGAUCAUAUCUCAUGGACGUUUCAGCAAUGAAAAUUAUUCAACAAAUACGUCAAAAACUAUUUUCAUCAGUAAUGAAGCAAGAUAUAGGAUUUUUCGACAAGACGAAAACAGGAGAGCUGAUAAGCCGACUGUCUACAGACUCUUACCUUGUUGGCCGAUCUGUUACUUUCAACAUUUCUGAUGGUCUAAGGGCUUUGGCACAGGCCCUUGGUGCUACGGGCAUGAUGGUUUACACAUCCCCGAAACUGGCCCUGAUUGCUAUGGGGAUCGUCCCGCCUAUUGUGGUGAUGUCAAAAAUCUACGGCAGCUAUGUACGCAAGAUCACCACUCAGGUCCAGGACUCCCUUGCCGCCGCUACUUCUGUCGCAGAGGAGAAGGUUAGCAAUAUUCGCACGGUUCGAUCGUUCACCAAGGAGAAAGAGGAAAUGGAAUCGUACAACAAAGCUCUUCAGAAAGUCCUCAGUCUCGGAUACAAGCAGGCGUUGGCCAGUGCUGUCUUCUGGGGCUCGACAGGGUUUUCGGGGAACCUGAUUGUUUUGUCUGUGUUCUACGCUGGUGGGUACAUGAUGAGCGAGUCGAUGCUUACCAUUGGGGAGCUCUCAGCCUUCCUCCUGUAUGCAGCAUACAUCGGUAUCUCAUUAUCAGGCAUGACAUCAUUUUACUCCGAGCUGAAUAAAGGUCUCGGAGCCAGUACCAGGAUCUGGGAGUUAACCGACAGAGUGCCUCAAGUUCCAUUUACUGGUGGGAUUGUGCCAAUAAAACCCCUCCAGGGCAAGAUUGACUUCAGAGAAGUGAAUUUCAAGUACCCAAGUCGAGAGGAGUCGUCUAUCCUGUCCAGGCUGAACCUUACUAUGCCUCCAGGAACUGUAACUGCAGUGGUGGGGGCAAGUGGCUCGGGCAAAUCCACACUGGGAAGUCUUCUGCUUCGGUUUUAUGAUCCUAACUCAGGGGAAAUCUACCUGGAUGAUGUAAAUAUAAGAGACAUCGAUCCCCAGUGGCUGCGGCACCAGAUUGGGGUUGUAAGCCAGGAACCAGCCCUGUUUUCAUGUUCAAUAGCUGACAAUAUCCGGUAUGGCGCAACUGACCCAUCUGUUGUUACAUCAGAGAUGGUGGAAGACGCUGCACGACAGGCGUUUGCUGAUAUAUUCAUCCGAAACUUUCCACAGCAGUACGACACUUUAGUCGGAGAGAGGGGGCUUAUGCUGUCAGGUGGCCAGAAGCAGAGGAUAGCUCUGGCAAGGGCAAUAAUCAAAAAUCCGAAAAUUCUCCUUUUGGAUGAAGCAACCAGUGCGUUGGACUCAGAGAGUGAAUAUUACGUGAAAGAGGCCUUACACAGACUUAUGGUUGGCCGAACAGUGAUAACUAUAGCGCAUAGACUUUCCACUAUACGAGAGGCGGACCAGAUAGCUGUGUUAGACAAAGGAGCUGUGGCGGAGUUAGGCUCGUACGAGCAGUUGACAGCGAUGCAGGACGGCAUAUUCAGGAAAUUAGUGGAAAAGCAGACGAUUACUUAUUAAUUUUGAUUUAUAUAUAGAUUGUUGAUAUUUUGUUAUAUUUCAGUGAAAGAUGAUUUUGGUGUAGUGGUAUAGAUGUCUGCCUCUCACCUAAAAAGUUGUGGGUUUGAUUCCCACUAUGGAAAGAUUUUCAUGGCUUUUCGAAAUGGACAUCCAUACUUUAUUCAACUGAGGAUACAGACUCGAGCGAGAUUUUGUAAUCUAGCAGCAAUUGACAGCAAUGCUUUAUUUCAUAGUUUUGAAAUUAGUGAAAAAGCUUAUUAAUUUAUAAAUGCAUAGAUUGUUGAUUUAUUUGUUAUAUUGAAGUGAAAGUUGAGAGUGGUCUAGUGGUGUAGAUGUCACCCAAAAGGUUGUGGGUUUAAUCCCCAGAAGGGUUACAUUUUCAUGACCUUUCAAAAUGGUUAUCAGUUCUGGUUUGUACGGAGAAAACGGACUCAGGCGGGAUUCUAUAAGCUUUCAGCAAUUGACAACAAUGCCUUUUGUCAUAUUUCUGAAAUUAGUGGAAAAGCUUAUUAAUUUAUAUAUGCAUAGAUUGUUGAUUUAUUUGUUAUAUUUGAGUGAAAGUUGAGAGUGGUCUAGUGGUAUAUAUGUCUGCCUCUCACACAAAAGGUUACUUUAACCAUUAUAUAUUUUACAACGAUUGUGAAAUAAGCUAUGAUAGCUUAUACUAAGUCACUCUCGUUGGCAAGAUGUUGCACAAGAGUGUGGUCUUGUGUUGUGGGGGAAACCGGAGAACCCGGAGAAAACCCACUUGUCCGGCUUGGUGACCACUAACCAAACUCACAUGCGCCCGGGCCGGGAAUCGAACCCGGGUCGCCUUGGUGAGAAGCGAGUGCGCUAACCACUGCGCUAACCGGACAGGUUGUGGGUUUAAUCCCUAUAAGGGAAACAUUGGCCUUUCAAAAUGGACAUCAGUACUGGUUUCUAAGAAAAUGACUCAAAUUUGAUCCUAUAAGCUUUCAGUGUCACGUCAUAAUCAAGCUAAAAGAAAAAAGAAAAAUAUUAAAAACUAAAAUAAGGGAAUUCAUUGUAUAUAUAUAUUUAUUCAAAGACAUAUAGUUCAACAUUGAUCAUUCUUACGUGUUAAGUUUUAUUAUUUUAGAACUUCUAAUAUUCAUUGCUUUUUACUUUUUCAUGCCAUUAAAUACAAACAUUAAUUGGAUUUUACUUUUUUAAGCCAUUAAAUACAAAUUACAGAUUUUUCAGCUAUCUUAUGGCCUCAAUUUCCCAAACAAUCUUAAGUCCAUGAUAACAAUUUCACUACCUAAUUCAAUGUGACUAGGUCGUUAGCAUAUAUAAGACGCAGGCAAAAAAAUGUGAAAAAAAUCGGAGAAAAAUCUUGAAACCUCUGAUUUGAUACAUAGGUCGUAAUGAAAAAAUGUUAAGACCGUCUGCCACCAUGUUUGUUUACAGUGAUGAAAUUAUCUUUUAUCAUGAAAAUGGCAAUGCUUAUUGUAAACCAUGCAAUAUUAAAUACUAAGCAAAAUAAGUCCCUUAAAACAGGAAUAAGCUGAUCACACUUAUUUUGGGGUAUUAUUUAUUUAAUAUUCUCAUUUCGAAGAGUAAUGAAACUUUUAAAGGAAAUUAUUUUAAUGAUAAUAACAAACUAUCUUUUAUUUUGUAAAAUCAAGUUUUAAAGUAACUUAUUCAACUAAUUAAAAUACUUCAGCUUGUAAUACUUCAAAAAGUUUUUAGAAAUUUGGAACAUGAUCAAGCUAGGUGCUUAAUAUUUCAUUUCCGAUAUUACUUGUGUAAUUUUUUCCUCGGAAUUUUGAGAGUGUUAAAGGAAAUUAUAUUUCAGAAAAUUAUGAUAAAAUUUGUUUUUAUUCCACAAAAUCCAGUCUAAGCAAGUAAAUAGGGUAUUAAAAUGAAAUAUGAGACUAAAACCUGUUAUGCUAAGACAUUUUGAGAAGUUGUGGUCCUCUAAGGUUAAGAAUGAUUCCUGCUGAUGUUGUAUUUACUUAAAGGGACAUUUUUCACUAGUAAAAUGGUUGUUGCACUGCCAGUAUAUUUGUUACUCAGAUGAAAAAAUAUAUUAAAUAUAAAAAACAUGUA
This is a messenger RNA of Mya arenaria, 4612 nucleotides long. Its product is annotated as ATP-binding cassette sub-family B member 10, mitochondrial-like. The record is from RefSeq and is a predicted model, not a curated record. The transcript is spliced from 12 exons. Bases 563 to 2560 code for a protein of 665 amino acids. Gene Ontology annotation, cellular component: membrane. NCBI's taxonomy places the organism in Eukaryota, Metazoa, Mollusca, Bivalvia, Myida, Myidae. Gene Ontology annotation, molecular function: ABC-type oligopeptide transporter activity; ATP hydrolysis activity; ATP binding. Gene Ontology annotation, biological process: transmembrane transport.